AUGGCACCGGUCUUGUCGGCCUCCUUCUUUUCGCUACCCCUACCGCCUUGGCUGCAGCCCACGAGCACUCGAGUCGCGCAAUAUGAUCGUCGCAAACGCAAGAAGAGUAUCGACUGGACCGACGAGGAUGGCGAAGACGCAUAUGCAACAGAUGCAACUUCGGCCGGAGAAUCUGCUUCUGCGGGUCCGUCGCUGAUCUUGACACCGAACGAGUCGCAUCAAUAUCGGGUCGCUGGACUUACUUUCGACCAAGAAUUGCCUGGGGGAAAUUUCCCUCAUGGACCAGCAAGAGAGGAACAACCAUCCAAGCACUCCAAGAAUCUGCUAAACCAUCAUCUGCACGCCCUUUCGACACUACGUGAUCCCGUGUACCCUCCCCAAUCCGCGGCUCACCAAGGCACCAUUCGGCUCCAGCAUUUAUCCGUCUUGACCGCCAUCUUACACAAGUGCCUCCUUCAAAGAGAUUACGUUCGAGCCGGUCGGGCGUGGGGCUUGAUUCUGAGAGAGCAGUUCCAUGGCCUUUCUAUGGAUGUCCGUAACGAAGGUCGGUGGGGGGUAGGAGCCGAGAUCCUGUUGCGUCGUGGACAACAGCAAUUGUCCCAGUUAAAUUCAAAUAUUCAGGACACCGCAUCCGCAUCUGCAACCACGGAACGGCCAGUGCUCUCUUUUACCCGCCAAGGCUUCGAGGAAGCCAAAGAAUACUAUGAGAGGCUGAUCUUGAAUCACCCAUAUUCCAAAAGCGCCCCUCAUGCUGUGUCUGCCUUGACUUUCUAUCCUGCAAUGUUUGGAUUAUGGAUUUACGUCAGUCAAGAAGAGAGUCAGGUGGCGAGGAACAUUGUUGCCGCUGAACCAGGCGAUUCAUCGGACGAGCUCUCCGAAGACGAGGCCUCGUCUAUUGACCUUGAUCAUCGCACAUCGAACACGAAAGCCACCCGCGUCGCAGAAAUACGAAAGCGGGAGCUUGAAGAAGCGCAGAGAAUCGCGACUCGCAUGGACAUGCUUCUUGGUACUCCUCCAUAUUCCGACUCGGCAGAAUUGUUGGAGUUGCGCGGCAUGGUGUCGCUUUGGGUAGCUGACUUGCUCGUCUCAUCGUUGGAGACGUUACCAGAGAGUCCACACCAUGACGACCCAGAGGCCAUGCUCACAGAUCAUCUGCCGACAGAGUUUGAAGCACGUCAUCAACACAGGAUUUCUUUGGAACAAAAAGAAAGGGAAAUUAGGAAAGCAGAAGCCUUCCUUGAGAAGUCACAGAAGCGCGCUCGAGGAGUCGCCUACAAUUUGGAACAUUUGCACCUCGAAGAAGAUUUGCAAUCUGCUUAA
Penicillium diatomitis is the source of this 1320-nucleotide messenger RNA. RefSeq lists its product as uncharacterized. Gene Ontology annotation, biological process: transcription initiation at RNA polymerase I promoter; nucleolar large rRNA transcription by RNA polymerase I. The transcript has a single exon. Gene Ontology annotation, molecular function: RNA polymerase I core promoter sequence-specific DNA binding; RNA polymerase I general transcription initiation factor activity; TBP-class protein binding. NCBI's taxonomy places the organism in Eukaryota, Fungi, Ascomycota, Eurotiomycetes, Eurotiales, Aspergillaceae. Gene Ontology annotation, cellular component: RNA polymerase I core factor complex. The coding region runs from base 1 to 1320 and encodes 439 amino acids. The record is from RefSeq and is a predicted model, not a curated record.